This is a messenger RNA of Heteronotia binoei (common prickly gecko), 458 nucleotides long. RefSeq names its product atrial natriuretic peptide receptor 2-like. Lineage: Eukaryota; Metazoa; Chordata; Lepidosauria; Squamata; Gekkonidae. The record is from RefSeq and is a predicted model, not a curated record. The transcript has 2 exons. Bases 21 to 332 code for a protein of 103 amino acids.
CCCCUCCAGGUGUCACUGGGAUGGUGAGCCUCAACAGCAAAUAUGACCGAGAGAUGGAUUUUGACCUGUGGGCCAUGAAGGAUGUGGAGACUGGAGAAUACCAGGUGGUGGGUCAUUACAUGGGAUCAGAGAAGUGGAUCAACUGGACUGGGCCCAUCCAUUGGAAGAAGGGGGGCCCUCCUCUCGACCAUCCACCCUGUGUCUUCGACAUGGAUGACCCCUCCUGUGGUAAGAGUGAGUGUGUCCAAGGAUCAGAGGGACUUGAUCUCACUGGCCUGUCUGCAUUGGCCAUCCCUAAGCCCUUUCAUCCCCUCUGCCACCUCCAGUGGUGAUCCAUCUGCCAGGCAGGACAACCCUAAGUAGGAAUGUUCAAACACCUGCCAUUUUGCCUCACGUUCUGCUCUCUGGUUGGGAGCACAGAGCUGGUUCAUCACCAAGCGGUUUGGCUGUUCACAAGC